This is a messenger RNA of Anopheles maculipalpis, 1863 nucleotides long. Its product is annotated as 2-phosphoxylose phosphatase 1. Gene Ontology annotation, biological process: dephosphorylation. Bases 32 to 1840 code for a protein of 602 amino acids. NCBI's taxonomy places the organism in Eukaryota, Metazoa, Arthropoda, Insecta, Diptera, Culicidae. Gene Ontology annotation, molecular function: phosphatase activity. The record is from RefSeq and is a predicted model, not a curated record. The transcript is spliced from 2 exons.
UCCGGGGUGCAGUAGCGAUACGUUCGUUAAAAUGCUGUUGAAAGAAAUUGCUAGGUUUUCGUUGCAACAUCGAACGCUGUACUGCUAUCUUAUAUUGAGCAUUUGGAUAUUUUUGCUAAUAGCAGGCAUGUACAAAUACAUCGGUUCAAUUGAAAACGGUAACAAUCUUUUGAGUGCGAAAAGCUUCGGAUAUCGCAAGACGGAAUCAUACCUGGUGGGGGAAGGUGAUCCGGCUGGCAGACACAGAAUAAAGGAGAUCAAUCAGACCGACUGUACGCAUCCGUUUGCAAUUGUACCGGGAGAAGAAGGUGGAUCCCUGGAGGGUUGGACAUUGCAGGGUGUAUUGCUGCUGAUACGUCAUGGUGACCGUGGACCAAUGGCACAUGUGCGAGGUAUCAACGAGGUAGAUUGUGGCUACGAAAACGAUCUCACCCUGGCGAGAUAUAUCAACUUUCUGCAGAAUACUACUACGAGCAGUACUAGCGGUGGACACUGGAUGAAAACGGGCCCAUUCCACGGAUUUCCAUUACUUCCUGCAGCGGCAAAGGUAUGUCUGUUGGCGCAGUUAACUCAGAAAGGAAUUGCACAGAUGCUGCACGUAGGUGAUAUCGUUCGACAAGCUUACGCAAAUGCUCUUGGUCUAUACGCACGUGUUCCGAUGAGCACACAGAGAACGACACCCUACAAUGGCUCGGAUGGUGCUGGUGCCUCAAAUCCAACGUCUGGUUUUCAGUACGUAGUAGAUGAUGUCGUCAUCUACUCCACGCGAUAUCGUCGAACGUUUCAAUCGGCUAUGGCAUUGCUGUUUGGUAUGCUUCCACCAGAGAAAUGGCUCGCAAUGCAAAUACAGGAAAGCCAUAGCUUGUCCUAUUGCUUCGCUGAUUGUGCCUGUCCGCAGGCGGAAAAGCUGAAGAAACAGCUUGCUAACGAGAUGAACGGCCAUCUGGCAAAACAUCCGGCCAUUGGCGCGAUAGUUCAGUGGAUAGGUGCAGCUUUGCUUCAGAAUCCACAGGCAGCGGGGCAACAGAUAAACCCAUUUGAAAUACGCGAUGCACUGCUGGCCCAUAUCUGUCACGGUGCCCCAUUGCCUUGCCGGAAGAUUCACAGCAAUGUGCAGGCAGCAGAUGGGCGUCGAUAUGAUGGAUCUAGUGUACCCGUCAGUUCAACGCAGGACCCACUUGGGCUGGAUGUUAUUAACAUCGAUCUGGAUGAACCAACUCUCGGUGGUGGCGGUGGGUCCGGUCCUUCCAUCAACACAGAACAGCCAGACGAUUCGGACACUACUGAGCAGGAACCGGAAAUUGAAGGAUGCGUCGAGAAGAGUCAUGUGCUCGCACUAAUGUCCUACAUUCACUGGGCCGGCAUGAAGGAACUGUACAGCCAAUCGAUGCGUCAACAGGGACUACUGCGUUCGUAUGGGCUGAUGCGGAACAUCGUUGCAUACAUGUUGCGGAUGAUCUCGGGAGACCGGGUGAAAUUUGUGCUUUACUCUGGGCACGAUAAAACGAUUGAAUAUUUGAUUGCCUCGCUGGGUGUACAGCUGGAAAAUCCAUUCAUACCGUACGCCUCGCGAAUGGCCUUCGAGGUGUACAAAAGCGAUAAGGAUACGCAGUAUUACUUUCGCUUGGUUUACAAUGGCCGCGACGUCACGAACACUAUAGAUGUAUGCGAAAGUGGCAAAAGUUUAAAUGUACCGAGAGGCAUACGCGGCGGCCGGGGUCAUCUGUGUCCGAUCGAAAACAUUAUUCGAUUUAUUCACGACGAUUACUUUCUGUCACUCAAUGCCACUAACUACAAGGAUGCUUGCCUGGCGCAGACAAAGCAGGAAGGGUUUUUUUAGAACACUUUAGGCGCGUUAAUAUU